AUGCCACACGGCUCAAACGUCGGAUACCCCCAGAGUUACGACUCUGGUGACCAGCAGCACUACAGUGCGGCUGCAGUUCACAAGGAGGGGAACCUGCACCAAAUCAACACAGAUGGAUAUUUGGACAAGAACAAGAUCAUGAAUGAACUGGCAGAGAGAGACAUCCAAGAGCAUGUCAAAGAACGAAUGAAGAAUGAACCUGGGUUUGCGGCCAUGCGAAACGGAAAUAAACCCUCGCGAGGCGCUAUGGUCGACGCCCAGAUCGCUAAAGAAGAAGCUGAGAUGCUCGCCGCGAAGAGAAAGAGCAAGAAGGGUAGUAUGGGCAGCAUUUCCAGCUCGGGCUCGAUGAGUGAAUAG
Fusarium falciforme is the source of this 357-nucleotide messenger RNA. RefSeq lists its product as hypothetical. Bases 1 to 357 code for a protein of 118 amino acids. The transcript is spliced from 4 exons. NCBI's taxonomy places the organism in Eukaryota, Fungi, Ascomycota, Sordariomycetes, Hypocreales, Nectriaceae. The record is from RefSeq and is a predicted model, not a curated record.